AUGAAUUGUCGUUGGAAUACCAAAUCGAGCUGGAACGAGGAAGGAAUUCAUACGCCCCAUAUGCUUGCGCUACUAGACUGUCAACCAGCAACGGAGAUUUUUGGCGCGUUGCAAGCAGGCGAAAAGAAGCCGGAAAGCACCGGAGAGCUCGAGCAGCGCUUGCAUUUCUUGGGGUUCAAAAAUUCAAGCAUUCAAGAGGAGCUGGAUACUAAAACGAAAACCGAAAUUCAGUAUCGCAUCUCAAGUAAAGAAUGCUGCGAACAACCCCACCAACGGUUACUUAAAUUUGUCUUUGUCCCAUCGAGGAUGAAAGUGGCGGAAAGGGGGCGAAAAGCUUUUGAUUAA
This is a messenger RNA of Gongylonema pulchrum, 345 nucleotides long. NCBI's taxonomy places the organism in Eukaryota, Metazoa, Nematoda, Chromadorea, Rhabditida, Gongylonematidae. The record is from the annotation of a GenBank genome assembly.